Messenger RNA from Penicillium vulpinum, 420 nucleotides. RefSeq lists its product as uncharacterized. The transcript has a single exon. NCBI's taxonomy places the organism in Eukaryota, Fungi, Ascomycota, Eurotiomycetes, Eurotiales, Aspergillaceae. The record is from RefSeq and is a predicted model, not a curated record. The coding region runs from base 1 to 420 and encodes 139 amino acids.
AUGUGUUACCCUGCGGUGAAUUCCACCCCGGUGGGCCCCUCAUCUGGUGAUUCCAGCAAGGAUUCACAAGCCAGGGAGCAACAGGUGUCCUUAUCUCCAACAGUCAAAACUACUGAAGAGGGUAUUGAAGUUAGUAUGGGGGGAGCUGUUCUGGCUCAGAUUGCGGGUGGUGUCGGAGGGGUGUAUCACUCUCCGCUCACGGCUGAGCUCUUUGUUGCGAGCCCGGCUGCGCACGCAGCGGUUGAGUAUGCUCUCAAAACCCGUCUUGCUCAGAUAGCUGUCGAUGUUCGUUCCAUGAAGGAGGACUUGGCGGUUCUACAGGCAGACCGAAAGCAGCUGGCUGCUUUACAGAUUGUUGCUGGCAGACCUCCAGCGCCCUGUUGGACUGGAGCAAUGACUUCUCCGGAUACAAGGCCGUAG